Molecule: messenger RNA, 2233 nt
Organism: Sardina pilchardus (European sardine)
Lineage: Eukaryota; Metazoa; Chordata; Actinopteri; Clupeiformes; Clupeidae
Product: coiled-coil domain-containing protein 81-like
Exons: 16
Coding region: 35-2041 (668 amino acids)
Cellular component (GO): centrosome
Source: RefSeq, a predicted model, not a curated record
UCAAGGAUCGUUGGUGCAAACGGCGGCCUUCACGAUGCAGAAUGGUGAGGUUGUGCGCACGAUAUCACGCCAAUACUCUGAUUUAAGCGCACAAGAUAGGGACAUCUCUCACCUUCUCGUGUUCGUGCCCGAUGCAGAGAGAUAUGCCUUCCCCACGCUGUUUGCACUCUCUGAGAAUGACAUCGAGAGUAUCUGGUCGAACGUUUCAUCCUUCAUUGAACGUCAGAUGCUGUGCCAGAAGGGGGUACACAUUGCAAGGCUGGGGACAUUUACAUUCUCUGUCCAGAGAAUGGAUGUAGGCAGAAAGCACAAGAUGAUCCAGAGGCCUAUCUUUCUUCUGGCGGAGAAGUUCAAACUCUUCACUGGCCUCAAACAGAAGAUGGCCUCACCUUCAGCUGGAGAGGUGCCGGUGGUGCCGCUGAACUUCAGUGCCCUGUCGGCAGACGGUCCAUUUGAGCGUGACGUCGUGGAGCGGUGCGUGCGGGAGAGCCUGAUGCUCCUGGCGAGCAUGGUUGCCAAGCGACCGGCCGUCCUGCUCAGCUUCUACGGCAUCGGCCUGCUGUCCUUCCGACAGGGCCAUGUCCGCAUGAGGUUCGACCAAGACUUCCUCACGGCUCUGGACAGGGCGUGGGGUCUGGGCCACAACAGCAACAGUAGGGCAAGCAGCUACACAGCUCAUAAGUGCUGUCCAGACAGAGACCAUGAGCUCGCCCCACUCCAGCCCAGCCGCUCCUCACUGGAUGUGAGGGACCAAACCUCCUCCUCCUCCUCCUCAGAAUACAAGGAAGACGAUGGGGAUCGAGAAACAAAGAAAGCUGACCGCACCAUUUUCCAGUCGGACAGAAGAGAGAUUCUAAAGCUGGCCACAGUGAAAGGGAUAUGUCUGACCGAAGACCUGGAGGUCUCUCCACAAGUGCAAACAGAGAAUAGAUUAAAGCAGGGAGGAGACAGUGAGAUCAAGGUGGACCAGGAGUCCCAUUUCUGUGAAGGCUCCUGUCAGGACAUGGGGAAGGAGCUGUGUAACCUGUGUAGGGCGCGUGCUCAGAGGAACGUACCAGCUGAACAUGUGUCUGAGGAGAGGAGGCGGGUGGAGAAGGAGGUGGUGAGGCUCUUCAUGGUCGACCAGGAGCAAUUCGACCAGGAGCUAAUGCAGAGAGAGCAGGCUCACAAGGAGCAGAUGAAGAGGAGGAACGAGCGAGAUGCUGAAUGUAACAUUGAGAUGGCGAAGGCCAGGGAGAGAGAGGCUCAGCAGCGUAGCAAGUAUUUUGGGUCGUACAUCUUCCGAGUGCGUCCUGGGACCCCUCCUCCGCUGCUCAGAAACGGCCCGUACCUGCGGGAGCUGCUGGACCAAGUUGAGGAUCACGGGCAGCAGAAGGCUCUGGACCAACAGACACAGGACCUCAUGGACCGGAUGGGUCAGAUGGAACUGGCUGACGAGAUCUUAGAGCAGAGGCAUCAGCAGCUGCAGAGGAAGGCCAGUGUUGUCAGGUGCUAUAAGAGGGCCCUGGACACCCAAUGCAACGGAAGCUGUACAGGCCUUGGCUGCACAACACGGUCGUGUGCGGAGAGUCCGGUUUUCGGCCGGUACGAUGAGGUGCCCAGCGCUCUGGCGGAGCGGAGGCGGAGGGCACGAGAGCUGCGGCAGCACCAGAUCAACGCUGCCACCCUCAGGCGCCGGGACGCGCACUUCAGCCGCAUCCUGGAGCAGAAGAGGGAGGUCGACAUGCUGAACAGGACGCGGCAGGAGAUGAGAGCUGAUCAUGUGACUCGUCUUCUCAAGCUGCGCACGAUGAGAGGGGCACUGGAGGACCUCUGGGCUCGAACCGUCGAGGCCAAGAGGCUUCGAGAGCAGGAGGAGAGGAGCUUCAUGAAAUCUGGUGGCCGUCUGGUGUUGGACCAGUGUUUAGAGCACCAGCGCUGUGAGCAGUGCCAGAGAAGACUCUGUUUCUGUGGAGGAACUAACCUGUGGAAGGAAUCCCGCUACAUCGCUGGCUCUCGGCUGAUGGUCCCAAUGUACAGAGGGUCGUCCAGAAGAGACUAAUGGAAAAUCAGCAGAGACCAACAACUUUAAAAACAGCACACCAAACUGACGUACAACAUAACCCACUAGAGCUGUGCCCCUGGUAUGGCUGCAUCACACUGGCAUACCACAGUACCUGGUUAUCGGUGCCAACAUCCAGCAGCACUGGCAGACACUGCUGGGGUGGCACUCCUCCACAUGCUGUGUACAGGG